Molecule: messenger RNA, 1875 nt
Organism: Boleophthalmus pectinirostris (great blue-spotted mudskipper)
Lineage: Eukaryota; Metazoa; Chordata; Actinopteri; Gobiiformes; Gobiidae
Gene: gng13b
Product: guanine nucleotide binding protein (G protein), gamma 13b
Exons: 4
Coding region: 690-893 (67 amino acids)
Biological process (GO): sensory perception of taste; phospholipase C-activating G protein-coupled receptor signaling pathway
Cellular component (GO): heterotrimeric G-protein complex
Molecular function (GO): G-protein beta-subunit binding
Source: RefSeq, a predicted model, not a curated record
UCUAAUAGAGUUUGUUGUGGUUAAUGUACACGACCUCUCACCUGCGCUGCCUGAAACUCGAGAGAAUUUCGAACAAUUGCUGUUGACACAUUAUUCAAAACAAGCGAAGAUCAUCCAUCCAUUUUCUUCCGCUUAUCCGGGGCUGGGUCUCCGGGGCAGCAGUUUAAGCUGGGAAUUCCAGAGUUCCUUCACCCCGGACACUUCCUCCAGCUCCUCCAGGGGAACCCCAAGGCUUUCCCAGGCCAGCCGAGAGACAUAGUCCCUCCAGCGUGUCCUGGGUCUUCCUCUGGGCCUCCUUCCAGUGGAACACCUCCCAAGGGAGGCGCCCAGGAGUCAUCUGGAACAAAUGCCCAAGUCAUCUCAGCUAACUCCUCUCGACAUGGAGGAGCAGCGGCUCUACUCUGAGCUCCUCUCGUGUGACUGAACUCCUCACCCUAUCUCGAAGCGCCCAGCCACUCUGCGGAGGAAACUCAUUUCAAUUGCUUGUAUCUGCGAUCUUGUUCUUUUGGUCAUUACCCAAAGCUCAUGGCCAUAGUGCUGGGCUGUGGAGGCAGAUGACUAAGCAAAGAUGCACCUACUUCCACCAACUGAGAAUUGGUUUUAUGAACACGAUUCUUGUCCUUGCUCUGCAAAUCCAAGUGGGUUCUGUCUGAAGUUCAGGUGGAAGAAACCUACAUACAGCUGCAGACAUGGAUGAGAUGGACCUGCCCCAGAUGAAGAAGGAGGUGGAGAGCCUCAAGUACCAACUGGCCUUCAAGAGGGAGAAAUCAUCCAAAACAGUCACUGACCUGGUGAAGUGGAUUGAGGAGGGCGUCCCCGAUGAUCCAUUCCUCAACCAGGAGCUCAUGAAGAACAACCCCUGGGUGGAGAAGGGGAAAUGCAUCAUCCUCUAGGAACAUCCCCACCCCCCACCACCCACGGUGACCUUUCAACUCUAACCUCGCUGCCCUCACACACCUGCAGAUGACCCUUGACCCUGCAGGACAUUACCUACAUAACGUCUCACCUUGAAUGUACAACAGCUGAUAGUCCUUUCCCUUGAAACACUUGUACACUCCAUGAUAUGUAAACAUGCACUACUCUGCUGCCACGGCACACACCCUUACCCUUUUACCAUGUAUGGAGAUAUUUAUGCACACUCUGGACAAGUUUAAUUCUGUUUAAUUACAAAUACAUUACUUUGUUUUGAUACUUGAAGCUUGUUAGGGUCAAUUUGGUCAACAGACCUGGUACUAUUAAGGUUUUAUGACCAUUAGUGCAUUUACAUAGAUUUGAGUGUCCUAGUUUAAAAAUUAAUCAGUAACACUUUAUAAUAAGUAUACCUAAUAAAGCCUGAAGAAAGACUUAUUGCUUAUUAAGAAUGAUUCAGGCUUGUUAACUACUUUAUUAAUGUGGCAACUACUAGUAUAUCUUUUAACUUUAACCUUUAACUCUUAUAAAUCAGAAAUUAAGUCUGAAGCAUUAUUAAUAAACUAGGCCUGUUUAUGUGUUAAUUAUGAAUUUAAUCUUUCUUCAUGGUUUAUUAAGGCUGUUAUUAUAAAGUGCAACCAAUGAAUUCUUUGGUUAGGCGGUGCAGUAGCAAAAUAAAAGCUAAAGAGAAAAUAUAUAUAAAACUAGCAGCGGGUCUGACACAACAACUCAGAGAACUUUAUCAGCUUUUAACAUUCCAAAGUGGUUAGCAAAACUCUCCUUUACACAAUACGAGCAUCAAUAGUUUCUUGAAGUCGGAAAAAAAUGCUUCCUUAACUUUCGUACAAAUCUAAAAGGAUAUAUGACGUACCGGUAACAAUUUGGAUCCUCAAAAUGCAAAAGCGCGCCGCUGAAUCAGUGCAUUGUAACUGCCUCAAGAUACAUUGUAUGCCUUAUGUGUCAUGA